Messenger RNA from Lolium rigidum, 786 nucleotides. RefSeq names its product tubulin-folding cofactor A-like. The coding region runs from base 199 to 537 and encodes 112 amino acids. The record is from RefSeq and is a predicted model, not a curated record. Gene Ontology annotation, molecular function: beta-tubulin binding. NCBI's taxonomy places the organism in Eukaryota, Viridiplantae, Streptophyta, Magnoliopsida, Poales, Poaceae. Gene Ontology annotation, cellular component: cytosol; microtubule cytoskeleton. The transcript is spliced from 4 exons. Gene Ontology annotation, biological process: post-chaperonin tubulin folding pathway; tubulin complex assembly.
AUUAGCUCCCCUGUCAAGUGCCUUUCCAUCUGCUGAUCUACCGCACACCAUUCCCCCGUCCAAUCUCCCCUCGCCUGCCGUCAAAUCCCUCGCCGCUCACGCGCAUCGCCGCCGUUCGCCGUCCCCGUUCUACCUCGCGGCAGUUCGUCCUUCCUGUGACUCCACCCCGUCCGCGAUCUUGUUCCUUGGAUCUCGAGGAUGGCGACUGUGAGGAACCUCAAGAUCAAGACGUCGACGUGCAAGAGGAUCGUCAAGGAGCUGCGCUCCUACGAGAAGGAGGUGGAGAAGGAGGCGGCCAAGACUGCUGACAUGAAGGAGAAGGGCGCCGAUCCCUACGAUCUCAAGCAGCAGGAAAAUGUGUUAGCUGAAUCGAGGAUGAUGGUCCCAGACUGCCAUAAGCGUCUUGAAGCUGCACUGACAGACUUGAAGGCAACUCUGGCUGAGUUGAAGGAGUCAAAUGAACAAGGCACUGAGAUUGGAGAGGCUGAGAGUACAAUCACGGAAGUCGAAGCAGUAUACACGCCAACGGAAGAAUGAACUCAACUUCCAUUUUGCUGAAAUAUAAGCAUGUAUCAUACUGGCUCUUGCGGACACCUUAGCCUCAUUUCAUAUGAUGUUGAUGCCAACACAUGUAUUAUGACUCAUUAGCUUGACUAGAUGAGUAUCUCGUGAUGCCACCGCACUGGAAUAUAAUUAGGUGUUGUGAUGUUCUGGAAUGUUAAGAAGAGCAUGCUGCGUUUAUUCCAGUUGGGUACCGGAUGAUUUAGUUAUUGAGAUCGUUUUUUU